Molecule: messenger RNA, 722 nt
Organism: Eucalyptus grandis
Lineage: Eukaryota; Viridiplantae; Streptophyta; Magnoliopsida; Myrtales; Myrtaceae
Product: G-type lectin S-receptor-like serine/threonine-protein kinase At1g11280
Exons: 1
Source: RefSeq, a predicted model, not a curated record
CCAAGGCCUCUUGGCUCAUCGGAAAUCUAGUUCAUCUAUCCUUACAUCUGCAGAAAGUGCAGAAUCAACCGAUCCACCAAACUCACUAGGUUCAUUCAGUCAUUCUUAUCAUGCGGCUCAUGAUUUCUUGGUGCUCUUGCUUGGUCAUCUUCUGCCUUCUGCAGGCAAGUCAUAGGGCCAGCGGUGUAGCUUACAAUAUUACUCCAUCGGAGCCGCUCUUUCCGAACCAAACUCUUGUCUCCUCUGGCAAUUUAUUCGAGCUUGGGUUCUUCACGCUGAGUGGAUCAGAAAAUCAGUAUAUUGGCAUACGGUACAAGAACUUGACGCCUUCUAAGAUUGUGUGGGUGGCCAAUAGGGAACAGCCACUUGCGUACACGGAUCGGUCUGCAAAACUAACGAUAGGCAGUGAUGGGAAUUUGAAGCUCAUUGAUGGACAAGAAAAUAUAGUUUGGUUUACCAAUGUCUCUAGUCGGUCCAAUUAUACGUUGGCGGUGCUAUUAGAUAGUGGGAAUUUUGUUCUGCAAGAUGGCAUUUAUGGCGAAAUAUGGGGGAGCUUCGAGGAUCCGACAGACACUCUUCUUCCAAUAAUGAAGAUGGGAGUAAAUGUCAGGACUGGAGUGAAAAAGUUCUUAAUUUCCUGGAGAAGCGACAGUGAUCCAUUCCCUGGAAGUUUCUCGACUGGAAUGACAUCCAAGGGACGCCGCCUCAAGGUUUCACUUGGA